UAAACAGGGUCUGUGUUUGGCGGCGUUGGCAUGCGGAACGUAGAGUUCAUGAAGAAGGAUGACUCGCCGCCCCAGACCGCCAUCAAUGGGCGAGCGUGACACGUGAUGUAACGCUCACGCGCACAGUCACACGUCCCAUGCUCCACCGUGGUGUGCGUCGUUCGCGACGGGCUGCCGUUGUCCCUCGGGCGAUGCUGCUACGUGCGUCGUCGUAGACGGUGGCUGACGAGAAGAGCCUCUUGCUGAGGACGGCGGCGGAGGGAGGUGCUACCGCGUGCGGGUUCGGGAUGCAUGCAAGAGAUAGUCUGAGUCCUGGGGAACUUUGGCCACGUCCCCGCGACUCCUCCCAGAAUCCUGAGCAUCCAGAGAACGUUGCAUGAGCUCCUAGCUGACACAAUCUGUUGUGCAGAGUGAUACAGUCCCGCUCCUCAGCGCGGUCGCGUCGAGGAACGUGUACGAUGGUCGGCACCAUCGUCAUCAACGGCCCGAUCGUAUCUGCGUAUUUGCUUCCGCUUCCUCUACUGAGGGGCAACCCCAGACAACCGUCGCGCAAGUAAAUCCGUCGACAGUUCGAGACCUUUGCGGCGCCAGCCCGACCUGAAGUUCGGAAGUUCCAGAGGCGGGGUCCAGGGGGCUGCCGUAAACGAGCAGCGGUGCGGUGACAUGGAUCCGGACGCGUGGGCAGAAGACGGGCCCUAAUCGCAAAUUUUCUAACCUUUUUCGCUCAGAACGCCGCCUCUCACCUCGGCGCGGCAACAUGUGUGCGAGGUCUCGGUUAACUCGCAAUAUAAGGGGAACCUUGGGGAUGACGGGCCUUAUCGUCCCUUCCCCUCAGCUUUCUUCAUUUGCCCAUUCUCCAACGUCGACAGCAAAACUCCUGCGUUCUCAAUGGCCCAGGAACAGUCGCAGCUACGUCUUCCUGCCUAUCGUGGGUCAUGGCAACGUCGGUACCACCCGUAUCCCCGUUACCAAGUCUCUACGAGGGAGAGAAUCUAUUCCCCGCCAGUCAUGAAUACGGUCGAUUACCGCUACGAGCCGCUGCCGCCGGUGCCCACGUUCCUUGUUACUGUGCCCCUCACUCAGGAGCUCCCGGAAGCGACCAAUCGCCCGGAUUCGCCUACGCUUCCCGAAGACGCCCCUGUCGCAGAAAAUGCGACAGACACACAGGAAACGACCUCUAUGCAGCCCGGACCUUCCAGAAAGGUCUCCGAGCAAGACGACACGAAGAAGUCGCUCGCGACGCGUAUUUACGAUAUCCUCAGCUCGUGGGGGUACGGGGCCGCGUUCGGACAUCUUUUCUUCCUCGGAGGCGCGUCGUUCUACCUGGCACACGGCGAUAGGCACGAAGUCGUCCAGAUUUGCGGACCGAGGAUUGCCGAGCCCGAACUCAUUGAUUAACCCCACCAAUCAUUCUCGAAGCGCAUAGUUUGCCUCAGGUGCACUCC
This is a messenger RNA of Punctularia strigosozonata HHB-11173 SS5, 1445 nucleotides long. RefSeq lists its product as uncharacterized. The record is from RefSeq and is a predicted model, not a curated record. The transcript has 4 exons. The annotation marks the transcript as partial. NCBI's taxonomy places the organism in Eukaryota, Fungi, Basidiomycota, Agaricomycetes, Corticiales, Punctulariaceae.